ACAAUAACCAACCAGCCAUGGCGUGAAAGAUUUGGCUCCUCUUCCAGAUUAAGCCUCAAAAAACAUUACUUUAUAAAUUUCCCAAAACCCCAUUUCAAGUAUUCCCUUAUUUUAUUUUUCCAAGUCUACAUCAUUGCAAAAUAAAAGCUGAGCCUCUCCUUUGUGGUUGGUAACAAAAAAACAGUUUGUGAAAGAAGAAGAAUAGAGAAAAAUAGAGUUUUGUGUGUGUGUUGAGAGAGAGAGAGAUGGACAGCUUGCUUUGUGAUGAGCUUCUUCAAGAAAUCUUUCAAAGACUUCCACCAUGUUCAUCUUCUUCGGUCUCUUUGGUCUCAAAGCGUUGGCUCUACCUCUACCGUACUUCCAAGACGUCCCUCGCUCUCCAACUUACCCUUCAGAAAUCCACAAUUCCAGCUCUAUCUACUCUUCUCUCUCACUACCCUUUUCUCUCUUCUCUCUCUAUCAUCCUUCCCCUUGAACCCACCACCGGCGACGGCGACGGCGACGGCCCUUUGGUGAAAACCACUUUCUCUGAUGACCUCCUUCUCUUAGCCUCUUCCUCUUAUCCUCGCCUUCACGGCCUCAGGUUCUUGGCUGGUCCUGUUUCUCGCUCCUCUCUAGUUUCUCUCUCUUCAACAUGCACCCAUCUCACAUCUCUUUGUAUCAAUCUCUCGAGGCCUCUGUUCCUCACAUGGCUUCUGAACUUUCCAUUAUUGAAGGAAUUGUCAAUCAUGGUAUGUCAUGGGGAAGGCUUUGACCACGAAGUUAAGGACAAUUUGGAAUAUGGGUUUUCUUCAAGUGAUGAUUUCGAUGCAGAAUUGGGCAUAGAGAGCCUGUGCUUAUCCGGGAUUCGUACGGACGAUUGGGGGAUGGGUUGGCUAUGGAGGAGCUGUGAUAAGGUGAAGAAAUUGCAGUUAAGGAGCUGUGAAAGCAUUGGAGAUGGAGGGUCUUUUUCGUCAUUUACCAGGUGCUUGCAGGGAAUUCAAGAGGUGGAGCUCAGAACUUGUAGGAGUAUAGUUGAUGGGGUUCUUCUAAAACUGGCUGAGUAUUCUCACUCUCUUAUAUCUCUUUUGGUUUAUGAUGGUGGUAGUAGAGAAGGUCUACUUAGAUUUUUCAGCCACUGCAGCUGUAAUUUGCAAAAGCUUGAUCUUCGUUUGCCUCUUGACCUUAACAAUGACCAUCUUUUGGCUGCUUCAGUCAAUUUCAGGACCCUUUCAAGUCUUAGGCUCCAAAGUUGUUGCCUAGUUAGUGGUGAAGGCCUAAAGGCUCUUGGGGCAGCUAUGAGUUCUGGGCUUGAAGAGUUGGCCUUAAUUAACUGUGAUGUAGUUGAAAGAGAGCCUGGUUUAUUAACCACAUUAGGACAAAACUUAAAGCAAUUAAGGAAACUGGACUUGUCUUACAAUGAAAUGUUGCUUGAUAAAGAGCUUAUCUCUAUGCUAGUUUCAUGUCACUACUUGGUUGAUUUGAAUCUUAGAGGCUGCAAAGGGCUUGCUAAUUCAGCUAUGAUUACCAUGUCCAAGAGCUGCAAGCGUUUGGAGAAUGUUGAUAUAAUGAAUUGUUGUGGGAUUGAAUCUGAGGCUGUUGAGUUACUUGUUCUGAAUUCUCCUAAGCUGAGAAAGGUGCUAGUUGAGGAAAGCAAGCUCUCUCAUGCUGCAAAGACUUGGGCAUCUCUUAAAUUUAUCCAAGUUGUUUGAUUUCUUUGGAAAGAAAAUUAUUUAUAUGUGAAUAAAUGUUUCAAAUGAAACAGGUACAUACAUGUAUUUCACACCACUUAUUAUGUUUAUCAUUGUAAAUGUUUCUUUCUAUGUUCUGACCACAAAAAGGAGCAAUUUUUUUUGCUCGAAAUGAUUGUGUAUCAAAACGUUUGAUUUUUUUCUCCGAUAAAUUAUGUGGCCUCGUUAAAUUAAGAAUCCUUUGUAUUAUUAUCUUAUGAUUGUGCCAAUGAAAAGAAAACAAAACGUAAAUUAUGAUGUUUGAA
Humulus lupulus (European hop) is the source of this 1975-nucleotide messenger RNA. RefSeq lists its product as uncharacterized. Gene Ontology annotation, biological process: SCF-dependent proteasomal ubiquitin-dependent protein catabolic process. Gene Ontology annotation, cellular component: SCF ubiquitin ligase complex. The record is from RefSeq and is a predicted model, not a curated record. The transcript has a single exon. The coding region runs from base 246 to 1691 and encodes 481 amino acids. NCBI's taxonomy places the organism in Eukaryota, Viridiplantae, Streptophyta, Magnoliopsida, Rosales, Cannabaceae. Gene Ontology annotation, molecular function: protein binding.